This is a messenger RNA of Poecile atricapillus (Black-capped chickadee), 1433 nucleotides long. RefSeq names its product protein arginine methyltransferase 8 (gene PRMT8). The record is from RefSeq and is a predicted model, not a curated record. The transcript has 12 exons. Lineage: Eukaryota; Metazoa; Chordata; Aves; Passeriformes; Paridae. Bases 249 to 1433 code for a protein of 394 amino acids. Gene Ontology annotation, cellular component: plasma membrane. Gene Ontology annotation, biological process: peptidyl-arginine methylation. Gene Ontology annotation, molecular function: protein-arginine N-methyltransferase activity.
UGCACUCCUACAGAGGAAGAUGUCAUUAGGAAAAGGCUAAAAACAACAGGAGCUGCAGCCGGAUCGGGACUAUAUUCCUACAGUUCACGGCUCUCUGGCGGAGUGUGGAUCCUCCUGAAAAACUCCAAGUAAAACAGGAGCUGGGAGCACACACACGAGAAGAUAUAUUAAGAAAGCAGUGUUUGGAGAUCUUUGAAAACACAAACCAAAACACCAGCCCCGAAGCCCCAACCCCUUGGCUAGCUCUUAUGGGAAUGAAACACUCCUCCCGCUGCCUGCUCCUAAGGAGGAAAAUGGCGGAGAACGCUGCCGACAGCACCGAGGUUUGCACCAUUCCAGCCCAGCCUCCACAGCCUACUGUUGUCCCAAAGCCAGUUCAAUCUGUCAUACAUGUUCCACUGCAACCAAGCUGCCCUGGCCGAGGCAAGAUGGCAAAGCUCAUCAAUCCAGAAGAGAUGACAUCCAGGGAUUAUUACUUUGAUUCCUAUGCUCACUUUGGAAUUCAUGAGGAAAUGUUAAAAGAUGAAGUGCGCACAUUAACCUAUAGAAACUCAAUGUAUCACAAUAAACAUGUUUUUAAAGAUAAGAUAGUCCUUGAUGUUGGAAGUGGCACAGGAAUCCUCUCCAUGUUUGCUGCAAAGGCAGGAGCCAAGAAGGUAUAUGGGAUUGAAUGCUCAAGUAUAUCCGACUACUCAGAAAAAAUUAUCAAGGCCAACCACUUGGACAACAUAAUCACAAUAUUUAAAGGUAAAGUGGAAGAAGUUGAAUUACCUGUGGAUCAAGUAGACAUCAUCAUCAGCGAGUGGAUGGGUUACUGUCUGUUCUAUGAGUCAAUGUUAAACACAGUCAUCUUCGCACGAGACAAGUGGCUGAAACCUGGAGGGCUAAUGUUUCCAGACCGAGCUGCUUUGUACGUGGUAGCAAUUGAAGACAGACAGUACAAGGACUUCAAAAUUCACUGGUGGGAGAAUGUGUACGGCUUUGACAUGACCUGUAUUAGGGAUGUUGCCAUGAAGGAGCCCUUGGUGGACAUAGUAGAUCCAAAGCAAGUGGUGACCAACGCCUGCUUAAUAAAGGAAGUAGAUAUUUAUACAGUGAAGACUGAAGAACUGGAAUUUACUUCUGCAUUUUGCCUCCAAAUUCAGCGCAAUGAUUACAUUCAUGCCUUGGUCACCUAUUUUAAUAUUGAAUUUACAAAAUGCCACAAGAAGAUGGGAUUUUCUACAGCACCUGAUGCUCCUUAUACUCACUGGAAGCAAACUGUCUUCUACUUGGAGGACUAUUUAACUGUGAGACGAGGGGAAGAAAUCUAUGGGACUAUAUCCAUGAAACCAAAUGCAAAAAAUGUGCGUGACCUGGAUUUCACAGUAGACUUGGAUUUUAAAGGACAGCUAUGUGAAAUGUCAGUAUCUAAUGACUACAAAAUGCGUUAG